Molecule: messenger RNA, 2082 nt
Organism: Centropristis striata (black sea bass)
Lineage: Eukaryota; Metazoa; Chordata; Actinopteri; Perciformes; Serranidae
Gene: slc15a1a
Product: solute carrier family 15 member 1a
Exons: 21
Coding region: 16-2082 (688 amino acids)
Biological process (GO): oligopeptide transport; transmembrane transport
Cellular component (GO): membrane
Molecular function (GO): dipeptide transmembrane transporter activity
Source: RefSeq, a predicted model, not a curated record
UUCUCCUACUAUGGCAUGCGAGCGGUCCUGGUGCUGUACUUCAAGUACUUCCUACGAUGGGACGAUGACAUGGCCACCUCCAUCUACCACGUGUUUGUGGCUCUCUGCUACCUGACCCCAAUCCUCGGGGCCAUCGUGGCUGACUCGUGGCUGGGAAAGUUUAAGACUAUCAUCUACUUGUCCAUUGUUUAUGCCAUCGGCCAAGUUGCGAUGGCUAUAAGCGCAAUCCAUGACAUCACUGACGCAGACAGAGAUGGGACACCAGAUGACAUGACCUUCCAUGUCGUGAUGUCCAUGGUGGGGCUCUUCCUCAUCGCUCUGGGCACUGGCGGCAUCAAACCUUGUGUAGCUGCCUUUGGUGGAGACCAGUUCGGUGACCAUCAGGAAAAGCAAAGGAGAACUUUCUUCUCUGUAUUCUACCUGUGCAUCAAUGGUGGGAGUCUCCUGUCAACCAUUAUCACUCCAAUCCUGAGAGCUCAGGAAUGUGGCAUCUACAGUCAGCAGAAGUGUUACUCUCUGGCCUUCGGUGUCCCUGCAGCACUAAUGGUGGUUGCACUUGUGGUGUUUAUCAUUGGAAGUGGUAUGUACUACAAAGCUGAGCCACAGGGAAACAUCAUGCUGGAUGUGUGUAAAUGUAUCGGGUUUGCUGUUAAAAACCGCUUCAGGCACAGAAGCAGUCAAUACCCAAAGAGGGCGCACUGGAUGGACUGGGCAGAGGAGAAAUAUAAUAAACUCCUCAUCGCUCAAAUCAAAAUGGUGCUGAAGGUCCUCUUUUUAUACAUCCCACUCCCCAUGUUCUGGACCCUGUUUGACCAAAAGGGCUCUAGAUGGACUCUGCAAGCCACCACCAUGGAUGGAGACUUUGGGGCGCUUGUUAUUCAGCCUGAUCAGAUGCAGACUGUCAACCCCAUCCUGAUCUUGACUCUGGUGCCGAUCAUGGACAGCUUAAUUUACCCUCUGAUCAAAAAAUGUGGCCUGAACUUUACACCUCUGAAAAGAAUGACGGUGGGGAUGAUGAUGGCAGCUAUAGCUUUUGUCUGUGCUGCUUUGGUUCAGCUUCAAAUUGAUACAACACUACCCACCUUCCCCUCAGCCACCCAGAGUCAGUUGAAAUUACUCAACAUGGGCGUAAAUCCAGUGACGGUUAAGCUGCCUGGCGACAGCUCUGUGGAGCUUCCUGCAGCUCAGGCCAGUAAUGACUUCCUCACAUUUGGAGCAGGAAAUAUCACUAUUUCAAUAGGCAACCCUGCAGAGGUGAGACAAAUUGAUUUGGCCAAAGGACAGCGACAAACGCUUCUCAUUCCCUCAAACCUCAAAGAGAAAUGGAUGCUGACUGAUGAUUUGACCAAAAAGCCACAAGAAGGCAGCAAUGCAAUCCGGUUUAUCAAUGGAAUGAAUACAGCAGUGAAUGUGUCAAUACCCUCAGCUGGCUUUACACUACUUGAGCAAUUUGAAUAUUCCAACUACUCCCAGAUAGAAUAUGGAAAGUCCGUCUUCACCAUAAAGAGGGGUGCAGACUCAUGUGAAUACAGCAGGGCCUUUGGAUUUGGAAGUUCAUAUACCUUCUUUAUCCCCAGCACUUUUGCCUUUGGAGCCAAUUGUCAUGAAUCCAUUACUGCGAUAGAAGACAUCAAGCCAAACUCAGUUCACAUGGCUCUCCAGAUCCCUCAGUACUUUUUCAUAACUGCUGGUGAAGUGAUGUUUUCUGUUACUGGUCUGGAGUUCUCCUACUCACAGGCACCCAGUAACAUGAAAGCAGUGCUGCAAGCAGGCUGGUUAUUCACUGUUGCCAUUGGCAAUUUCAUCGUACUGAUUGUGGCAGAACUUGCAAAGAUUCCCAAACAGUGGGCAGAGUACGUCCUGUUCGCCUCCCUCUUGCUUGCAGUGUGUUUCAUCUUCUCCAUCAUGGCGUACUUCUACACCUACAUAGACCCGACAGAGAUUGAGGCCCAGUUCAGGGAGAAGGUUGACAAAGAUGAUGAGGACGAUAAAAACCAGCCAAAGAAGGCAGAGAUUGAGAUGGUCAAGAAAGACCAAAGUUACGAAGAUGACGAUGAUUCUACCCCACAGACCAAAAUGUGA